Messenger RNA from Sardina pilchardus (European sardine), 2693 nucleotides. Its product is annotated as leucine-rich repeat transmembrane protein FLRT2. The record is from RefSeq and is a predicted model, not a curated record. Bases 143 to 2134 code for a protein of 663 amino acids. The transcript has a single exon. Lineage: Eukaryota; Metazoa; Chordata; Actinopteri; Clupeiformes; Clupeidae. Gene Ontology annotation, molecular function: protein binding.
UCAAGUGCAUACAGAAACUUGUGUUUGCUAGGGGGCAUUUUGUUUUGACUUUUCCUAUUCCCCGGGGCGGCGUCGUCUGCGGUGAUUGGUGAUUGGUGAUUGGCACUUGGCGCCGGCUGGCCUGGGCAGUUGCAUAUCUAAGAUGGAGCUACAGGUGCGUGUGUGGAAUAAGGACUUUGUUGCGUUCAUCAGGCCUUGGAUUCCCAUCAUGCUCGGUCUUCACCUGCAGUUCUGCCGCAGCGCUUCCUGCCCGGAGGAGUGCCGGUGCGACAAGGCUUUCGUCUACUGCAACGAGAGGAGCCUGACUUCGGUUCCUCUGGGCAUCGGCGAGGGCUACAAGAUCCUCUACCUGCACAACAACCAGAUCAACAACGCCGGCUUCCCUCUGGAGCUGCACCACGUGGCUUCGGUGGAGACCGUCUACCUGUACGGCAACCAGCUGGACGAGUUCCCGUUCAACCUGCCCAAAAACGUGCGCGUGCUUCACCUGCAGGAGAACAACAUCCAGACCAUCUCGCGCGCGGCUCUGGCUCAGCUGCUGAGGCUGGAGGAGCUCUAUCUCGACGACAACUCCAUCUCCACCGUCGGGGUGGAGGAGGGCGCGUUCCGCGAGGCGGCGAGCCUCAGGUUCCUCUUCCUCACCAAGAACCACCUCAGCAGCGUCCCCAUCGGUCUGCCCGCCGACCUCAAGGAGCUGCGACUGGACGAGAACCGCAUCGCCGUCAUCGAGGAGGAGGCCUUCGAGAACGUCACCGCCCUCCAGAGCCUGCUGUUGGACGGGAACCUGCUGACGGAUGAGGGGAUCGCCCCGACGGCGUUCCAGGGCCUGGGCAACCUGCGGACGCUGUCGAUGGCGCGCAACUCGCUGAGCUUGCCCCCCUCCCAUCUGCCCGCUGACUUUCUGGAGAAGCUGAACCUGCAGGACAACCAGAUGAAUGAGAUCCCUGUGGGGGCCUUCGCGGGGCUCCACCGCCUGGAGAAACUGGAUAUUUCCAGCAACCAGCUGCAGGGGCUGACACAGGGGGUCUUUGAUGGCCUGCUCAGCCUGCGACAGCUGACCGUGCGGAACAACCUUUGGCACUGCGACUGCGGAAUUAAGUGGGUCAUGGCGUGGUUAAAGACGCUGCCAGCCACCCUCAACGUGCGCGGCUUCAUGUGCCAAACCCCGGAGGGUUUUCGCGGGAUGGCAAUCAGAGAGCUCAACCUGGACCACGUCCAAUGCCCGGGCAGUACAGUGUGGGUGCCAACUCACCCACACCUGCAAACUCACCCUUCUCCCACCACCCCUGCGUCAGUGGCACAAAUACCCCUCUCGUCACCACGACCCACGACCCACGCCUCCCUGCCCCCCUCAUUGAGGGGAGACGUAGAGAGGGAGAAUGCUACAAACUCUUUGGAGCACCCGUGGCAGGAGCCACUGCAGGUGUCUCUCGCUGCGGUCAAUCACACCUGUGUUCAGGUGAGCUGGUUGGCCACCUUCAGUGUCACUGCGUAUAAAAUAACGUCGGUCAAAAUGGGCGAGCGUUUGGUAAAUGAGAGGACGCAGGAGACAAUGGCGGCCGGGGAGCUUAAUGGGAUUUUACUGGCGAACCUGGACCCCGAAUCCACCUAUCACGUUUGCGUCGCCCCCUUAGAUGCGUCUAACAACCACUCCCCUGGACGCUACACGGUGUGUUCUGAGGUCUCGACGCUGUCGGCGCUCGACCCGGCGAACAACGCCGUCGGGCCCGAGCAGGCCACUCAGCAGGACCCGAGUUCCCCGCUCCUGCUGGCCGGGCUCAUCGGCGGCGCCGUCGUGCUGGUUCUGGUUCUGCUUUUGAGCGUCUUCUGCUGGCACAUGCACAGGAAAGGCAGCCCGUCCUCGUCCAAGUGGAAGUACAGCCGGGGUCGGCGGAAAGACGACUACUGCGAGGCGGGGACGAAAAAGGACAACUCCAUCCUGGAAAUGACAGAGACAAGCUUUCAGAUAGUGUCCUUGAACAACGAACAGCUCCUGAAAGGGGCUUUUCACAUACAGCCUAUUUACACGACUAACGGGACUAUCGUUGGUCCGACACAGAGCAACUCUGGGAAAACUAGCACAGGAUAUAACAAGACCAACGGUCCACCCUCAGAUGUUUGCCACACAAAAUGAUUUUUUCAGUGGGAAUGGCAGCGUUUGUACAUUUGUAUCAAAAGCGCCUCUAGAUAUUUAAUUUAUAAUCGAAAAAAAAAAAAAAAUACACAAAUAUGUGCUCUUUGUGUACACUGGUGAAGUGCAUCAUGGUCUAUGAUUUGCCGAUUUCUCCUCUCGCAUCAACAAACAUUUCAAAAAAGCUUCUCUUUUUUCUGUUCUGUGGUUGAGAUUUUGCACAAAUUGUUGUGGCAAAAUAGUAUGUGUUUGAAAUGCAAACGUUCUCAUGAAACUAGGACAUACUGUACUAGGUGCUUUGGCUGCAUUGAUAGUUUGGAAAACAGGGCACAACGUAAAAGAACUUUUGACUGUGCCAUGUGUUAUUUUUACCUUGUUCUCUGAGCAUUUUGGAAAUAUGGUACUUUGGUCAAAUAGGAAAAAUCACAAGAUUUUUGUUAUAUGAAUAAUAAACCUACAGUAUAUUAACAGAUAAGCUAAAUGACAGCUGUAUACUCCGUGUUGAUUACCACAUGAAAAUAAAAACCUUCCGUGAUUCUGUAGAUAAUAUCAGAUGGCUCCU